AUGCAAGCGACCAAAGAAGAACUGGCGGCCAGCUUCGCAGCAGGUGUCUUUCUCCACCUCGCGGUCUUCCGCUCGGGCGAGUGGGACGCACACAGCUUCACCCUACUCGAGGUCGGCGCAGCCCUCCAGCUGGUCCUCAGCUUCUUCGCCCACGAGCUUUUCUCCGAGCCCGCGGUCGAUGCCCUGCAGCAUGGCCUGUACUGGGCUGGCGCCGCCCUUGCAGGUCUGUAUGCAAGCAUCCUGGUGUACAGGGCCUUCUUCCAUCGGCUGGGCAGGUUCCCUGGUCCUUUUACCGCUCGCCUAUCGACCUUUUACAUGACCUGGACCAGCUUCCGGCGCGGCCAGGUGUACCAGGACGUGCGCCGGCUCCACACAAAGUACGGCGACUUUGUCCGGGUUGGGCCGACAGAGCUGUCCAUCGCCGACCCGGCUGCGUUCGCCGUGGUCCACUCGGCUACCUCGCAGUGCGAGAGAGGGCCGUGGUAUAACGUUCUGAACCCCACCAUUUCGCUGCAGAUGGUGCGUGACAGGAGAGAGCAUGCUCAGCGCAGGAAGGCCUGGGAUCGAGCUUUCAGUAACAAGGCAAGAGUUGCUGGCUACACUGACGAGCUGCUUGGGGUCUUUGACCGGGAAAAGGGAAAGAGACUCAAUGCCUCGACGUGGUUCAAUUAUUACUCGUUCGAUAUCAUGGGCGAUCUGGCCUUCGGAAGGAGUUUUGACCUGAUGAAGACGGGCGUUGACCAGUACUUUUACAAGACCACGCAUACGAAUAUGUUCCUGAUCGGGCUGUUCAGUCGCAUGACCUGGCUGUUUCCCAUUUUCAAGGCAACUCUUGGUCGUUGGGAGUAUCAAAAAUUUCAGCGAUUUGUCAAGGGAGUCAAUGAGCCAGCAGUCCCUGACGUCUUCCACUGGAUCCUGAAAGAAUUCAACCAGAAACCCAAGCCGACAUGGCAGGAGUUGCAGAAUCUCUAUGGUGAUUGUGCCCUCAUCGUAGUUGCAGGGAGUGACACAACGGCAGCAACCCUCACCGGCCUGUUUUACAACCUAGCAACCCACCCUGACGUCUACAAGAAACUCCAGGCGGAGGUGGACGCCUUCUUCACCGCCAAGGAUGGUACGAGUAAUACCCAGGGUGACUUCGACUCCAGCUCCCUGGGCAAGCUCGAGUACCUGCAGGCGUGCAUCGACGAGUCCCUCCGCCUGUUCCCGCCCGUGCCGUCGGGGCUGCAGAGGCAGACGCCGCCGCAGGGAGUCCAGGUCGGGGAGACGUUUAUCCCCGGGAACACGAUCGUCAUGACGCCUGCUUAUACUAUCUAUCGAGACCCGAGGACGUUUACACAUGGUGAUGAGUUCAUCCCUGAGCGGUGGACUACGAAGCCCGAGCUGGUCAAGGAUGCCACUGCCUACGCCCCAUUCUCUGUCGGACGAUUCUCGUGCGUGGGCAAGCAGCUGGCCCUGAUGGAGGUGCGCAGGGUCACGACCCUCAUCGCCCGUCGCUACGAUGUGGCUUUUGCACCGGGCCAGACCAAGGAGGACUUUUUGGCUGGGUUGAGGGAUAACUUCACCUUGGCUACUCCCAAGUUGGACCUGGUGUUUUCACAGAGGAUCUGAGAAUGGUAUCGCUGUGGUUUCCCGUGUGAGAGGAAAAGUGGCUUAUGAAUACAUGUAAGGGUCUGAUGGUGGAAAGGGAGGGUAAAGGGGACAAAAAUAUGGUCGGCAGCCAUCUGGGAGUAUUAUGUGAGUGUAUUUUUUCUUCAUACGAGUGUGCCCAUUUCUGAUGCUUUCUGGAGAUUGUUCAAUGCUUUUUGAGGGGAAUAGGUGUCGUGUCUGGUAGUCUGAUCAACAUAAUUCCGGCC
Messenger RNA from Cryphonectria parasitica EP155, 1856 nucleotides. Its product is annotated as cytochrome P450. The record is from RefSeq and is a predicted model, not a curated record. NCBI's taxonomy places the organism in Eukaryota, Fungi, Ascomycota, Sordariomycetes, Diaporthales, Cryphonectriaceae. The transcript is spliced from 8 exons. Gene Ontology annotation, molecular function: monooxygenase activity; oxidoreductase activity, acting on paired donors, with incorporation or reduction of molecular oxygen; iron ion binding. Bases 1 to 1611 code for a protein of 536 amino acids.